Molecule: messenger RNA, 1317 nt
Organism: Fomitopsis serialis
Lineage: Eukaryota; Fungi; Basidiomycota; Agaricomycetes; Polyporales; Fomitopsidaceae
Exons: 6
Coding region: 145-1191 (348 amino acids)
Source: RefSeq, a predicted model, not a curated record
ACCAGCAACGCGGAUCCCGACGCGCCAGCAAGAGCAAAGGGAUCGUUCUACGACAUUCUCGCGAAGCGCCUUUCAGAAAUCACGGCCACUACUGUACCGCUCGACUCGGAGUAGUGCUCUUCCACCCUGGCCACCCUCUUCACCAUGUAUCACGACACCGACACGGACCUCGUCCGUGCAUGGCAGCUGCUUCACGAACUGAGCGAGCAGAACGCACACAACUUCAAGCUUUCCAACACUCUCCGGACACAGGCCGGCACGCUGAAGGAUGAAGCUGUCCACGUAUCAAGCGGGGUCUCCCUCAGGCGGUUCAACGUCGAUCUCUCGAAAGAGGUCUUCGAGUCUGAAUUGGAGCGGACGAACGCGCAUAUCGUUAUUGAGAACCACUCGCUGCUGCAUGAGAACCGGCAGCUCAGCGUGCUCCUAAAAGAGUAUGAGCAGACCAUGGAGACUAUCAUGUCCAAAUUCCGAAGCCACGCCAUGGCCUCACAAAGGCAUGAGCUCACACUCGCACAACAUUACGAGAGUCUCAUCAUGGCGCGCGAAACGUCCCUCAUGCAGGCGGAUCUGUCCAACAACACCGCCGUCUCCGAAUCCCUCACCCAGCUCGCACGAAACCUCCGCGCCCUCCUCCGGAGUCUCAACGGCGAAGACCCAGAGUCAUCCGACCAACCCAAUGACCAGGAGCAAGGCUCAUCAUCAGAAAGUGCGCCCCACGAGGACGAACUCCUCGACAGCCUGCUCGGGCGGGAGGACUGGGCCCUCGAGCGCGAGGCAGAGAUCGCGCGGCUAGGCCAAGAGAACGAGGAACUACGGAAGCUCCUCGGGAUCGAUCGCGCGGCGGCUGAAGCGAACGGCUGGCUCGCAGACGAGGCACGCGAACUCGCGGUGCUCGACAGGCGGCAUUCUCCCUUCAUGCUGCAGCGAUCGGAGAGCCCAGGCGGGAUGGGCUCCCACCCGAUGCCACCCCUAGGCGGGGCGGGCGGUGGGAGCGUGCUGCUGUCUAGUAACGGCCAGGGUGGGUCGCAGUUCCAACAGCCGGGUACUAUGCGGGGAACCUUCAAUCGGCGACCUCCAAUGUUCGGUCAACGGGGCAGGGGCGGUAGCCCGCAGAUGUGGGACUCAGCGGGACCUUCGCCUGAGCGAGCAACACCUUGGUUCCUCAGACCUGAUUCGGAGGCGGCUCGUUGACUCGCACGUAUACCUACUUCGUUUGUCUUUCAUACCGCCUAUCGUGAUAUCCCGCCCUUGCGAAUUCAGAGUUUGUGGGCAGCAGGCUCCUCAGCGCCAUGCAGAACAAACACAUAUUCAGACCAC